Messenger RNA from Saccostrea cuccullata (small rock oyster), 2367 nucleotides. RefSeq lists its product as uncharacterized. Lineage: Eukaryota; Metazoa; Mollusca; Bivalvia; Ostreida; Ostreidae. Gene Ontology annotation, biological process: DNA recombination; DNA integration. The transcript has a single exon. Bases 1 to 2367 code for a protein of 788 amino acids. The record is from RefSeq and is a predicted model, not a curated record. Gene Ontology annotation, molecular function: DNA binding.
AUGGAAAACAAUGUGUUUCGGCCCAACAUCAGCACCUCGAGUUUUCACCAAAAUGGUGUCUGUAGUAGCAGCAUAUUUGAGAACACACAAUAUUCGUCUAGUAGUUUACCUAGACGAUUGGUUAAUAGUAAACCAAUCAAGAGAAAUGUUAUAUCAAGAUCGACAGAAGUGCCUAAAUCUAUUGGUUUCACUAGGUUUCAUAAUAAACAAAGAGAAGUCUUGUCUAGAACCCACUUAGGAAAUUGUAUACCUGGGAGCUUUGUUUUUAUUCAGACAAAAAAUAGUACUUCCAUCUCAAGACAGAUUGAUAAAAUUGGUACAAUCAACCAAAAUGUUAAUGCAGGGUCAGAAAACAGCCAAAGAUUUUCUACAAUGGUUGGGAAUAGUAGCCUCAUGCAUAGAUCUUAUUCCAAAUGCUCGUCUUUACAUGAGACCUGCUCAGUUACAUUUACUAAGUUUUUGGAAACCAAGCUCUCUAGAUUUGGAGAAAAUAGUCCCUAUUACACCACAUCUAAUACAACACCUACAAUGGUGGUUAUAUUCAGUGAACAUUUCCAGGGGCAGAUCUUUGCAACUGGAAGAAAUUGGGGUGACCAUAACCACAGAUGCAUCCUUGACAGGGUGGGGGGGUCACCUAAACAAUCAAAUAGUUCAAGGACAUUGGGACAGUUGUCACAAAGGUCUUCAUAUCAAUUGUCUAGAGAUGGAAGCAGUGUUUUUAACUCUGAAACAUUUUCAAAAACAAGUACAAAACAGAACAGUUUUGAUCAGAUGCGACAAUACGACAGUGGUUCAAUACAUCAACAAACAGGGAGGAACCAAAUCUCCACGUCUUUGUUAUCAGACAUGGGAUUUGUGGAACUGGGCAAUAGGUCACAAUAUCAAGUUGAAAGCUGCUCACAUAGCAGGAAAAUCAAAUAUUCUGGCAGACCAUUUGAGCAGGGUCAAGAUCAGACAAACAGAAUGGAUGUUGAACAGACAAAUUGUUCAGAGAAUUUUUCUAUUAUGGGGUCAACCUCUGAUAGACAUGUUUGCAUCUAUUCACAAUCGUCAAACGCAGAUCUUUUGCACUUGGUUUCCUCACAGCCAAGCAUAUGCAUUGGAUGCCCUGACGAUAUCUUGGGAGGGGAUGUUUCUGUAUGCUUACCCUCCGAUUUGUCUAAUUCCCAAAGUUCUUCAGUACAUCAGACAGUUCAAUUGUCAAGUAAUUCUGAUAGCUCCCUGUUGGCCACGGAGACCUUGGUACACAGAUCUACUUCAGCUUUUAAUCUCAAUACCAAAAAGACUUCCAAACAUUCCAAAUUUACUUCAACAACCAAACACAAAAAUUUAUCAUCCAAAUCCAGAAGUAUUUCAACUAACUGCAUGGCUUCUAUCGACAGAGGUUUCAAAAAGAAAGGGUUUUCUAAAGACACUAGAACCCUUUUGGCAGCAAGUUGGCGAACAGGAACACAAAAAGAUUAUUCCUGUAAAUUCAAGCAAUUCAGUAGCUGGUGUAGUUCAAUGGAAAUUGAUCCCUAUUCAGCCUCUUUAGUUGAAGUAGCAAGUUUUUUGACAGAUCUGUAUACCAAAGGUCUUCAGUAUAGAACUAUUGCAGGUUACAGGUCAAUGCUGUCCUCAGUACUACCUCCAGUAGAUAAUGUUUCUGUAGGACAACAUCCUUACAUUAUCAGACUCAUCAAAGGAGUCUUUAAUUCCAGACCACCAAAAGUUAGACUAGUCCCAGAGUGGGAUUUACCAAGGGUUCUUGAUAUGUUGCAAGUUGCUCCUUUUGAACCUAUAAAAAAUGCAUCAUUGAAACAUUUGACGUACAAAACUGUUUUUCUGAUAGCUAUUACUACUUUCAGGAGAUGCAGUGAUCUACAAUCUCUCAGACUGGGGGAAGGAUUUGUCAAUGUUCAGAAAAAAGGAGUAACUUUCAUCAGAGAAGGUUUGGCGAAGCAAGAUAGACCCAACCAUUUUGGAGCAAAAAUAUUUGUUCCCACAUUUUCAGAAAACAAGUUACUGGAUCCAAAAAGAUCUUUGUUUUUCUAUUUGAAGAAAACAGAAACUCAUAGAAAAAAACUGAAAACAGAUUGCAAUAAAUUAUUUCUGAGUUUACUUGAGCCACAUCAAGCUGUGACAUCUCAGACCAUUUCAAAAUGGAUUGUUCAAACUAUACAUAUGGCUUACGAAAACAAACAAAAAUCUAAAGUGAAAGGACAUAGUACAAGAGCAAUAGGUCCUUCUUGGGCUUUAUUUAAUGGUGCAUCAAUAAAGUCAAUUUUAGAUUCUGCAGAUUGGAGCCAAGAAUCUACUUUUUGCAAUUUCUAUCUGAGAGAUGUAGAUGACAGCGUACCAGUUCUAAAAUGUUCUGUAAAUAAUUAA